Grus americana (Whooping crane) is the source of this 3231-nucleotide messenger RNA. It is a transcript of the gene ELAC2, whose product is annotated as elaC ribonuclease Z 2. The coding region runs from base 1 to 2613 and encodes 870 amino acids. Lineage: Eukaryota; Metazoa; Chordata; Aves; Gruiformes; Gruidae. Gene Ontology annotation, biological process: mitochondrial tRNA 3'-end processing. The record is from RefSeq and is a predicted model, not a curated record. Gene Ontology annotation, molecular function: 3'-tRNA processing endoribonuclease activity. Gene Ontology annotation, cellular component: mitochondrion. The transcript has 24 exons.
AUGGUGAGCGUGGCCGCCGAAGCCGCUGCGCGCUUAUUGGCGGCGGGGGCGGGGGGACGCGCGCGGAUGUGGGCCCUCGCGCGGGCGCUGCCGCCGGUCCUCGCCCUUGCGCGGCGGCAGCGGCCGGUGCCGGGCUGGGCCAUGGCCGAGGCUUCCUCAGCGGCGCCGCCGGCGCGGCGGCCCAAGGACGUGCCGCGGCACGUGUGGGCCCGCGAGCGGCGGCGGAGCGCGGGUACGGGCCUGGCGGGGCCCAACACCGUCUACGUGCAGGUGGUGGCGGCCGGGAGCCGCGACGCGGGCGCCUCCGUCUACGUCUUCUCCGAGUUCAACCGGUAUCUCUUCAACUGCGGCGAGGGCACGCAGCGGGCCAUGCAGGAGCACAAGCUGAAGAUCUCCCACCUGGACAGCAUCUUCCUCAGCCGGGUGGCCUGGGCCAACGUCGGGGGGCUGCCAGGUAUGAUUCUCACGUUAAAGGCUAUGGGGCUUCAGAGAUGUGUUUUCCUAGGGCCACCGAAGCUGCAAAACUAUCUGAAGGCGAUUCGACUCUUUCCUGGGCCCCUAAAAAGGAUGGAUUUGGUUGUGCAGUUGCACACAGAGCCUGAGUACAAGGACGAGACGAUGACAGUCUACCAAAUACCUCUGACAGGAAAGUCACUAGCUGCUGAAAAUAUGUCGCCUCAGAGUCCUGGAGCAUCAACCCAAGGUGGAAAUAGCCCUAAAGGGGACACAGGACCUGGAUCCCCAAGAUCUGCACAGCAAAGCUUGGAGGAGGGCAAGGAAAAAGAAAACUCAAAUAAAAGAGGUGAUGAACAGAAGUGUGCAAGCAGGCAUCCCGAUCUGGUGAUGGCUUUCCUUUGUAAAAUUCACCCAAAGAAGGGAAAAUUCCUGGCAGCUAAAGCGCAGGAGAUGGGUCUGCCAGUGGGAACUCCAGCCAUUCUUCCCAUAAUUACAGCUCUCAAAAAUGGAGAACGAAUCACUUUUGAAGGCAGAGAGCUCUUUCCUGAAGAACUGUGCACCCCUACUGAUCCUGGCCCGGUGUUCAUUGUGCUGGAGUGUCCUCACGAGGGCUUUGUGGAUGCUGUCUGUGAAAACGAGACCUUCCGAAGGUACCAGGAAGGACUUCCUGAGAACCAGGUGGCCUUGGUUGUUCACAUGACUCCAGAGUCAGUGCUUCGAGACAGCCGUUACCAACAAUGGCUGGAAAGAUUUGGACCUGGAACUCAGCACUUGGUGCUCAAUGAAAACUCCUCUGCGGUGCACAACCCACGCAGCUACAAGAUCCAAACCCAGCUGAACCUCAUCCACCCAGAGAUCUUCCCUCUGCUUACCACCUACCAGAGCAAGGAAGAAGAGGCUGUGUGUAGCGUGCCCAUUGUGCGGGGAGAGUGCCUCUUGAAAUACAACUUCAGGCCCCAACAGGAGUGGCAGAGAGAUGCUGUGACUGUCUGCGACCAUGAUGCGUUUGUAAGUGAAGCCUUGGAUCUCCCUGCCUUCCAGACUCGUGUGAAGGAGUGCAAAGAGAGCCUGCCUGCUGUACCGGGAAAUGGGAGUGCUUAUCCUGAAAUUGUGUUCUUGGGAACAGGAUCUGCAAUUCCAAUGAAAAUCCGAAAUGUCAGUUCCACACUGGUAAAUACCAGCUCUACCCGUUCCCUGCUCUUGGACUGUGGAGAAGGAACCUUUGGACAGCUCUGUCGCCACUAUGGAGAGCAAGUUGACCAAGUGCUGUGUAACAUAGUGGCUGUGUUUGUGUCUCAUAUGCAUACCGAUCAUCAUUCGGGCUUGUUGAACAUCCUGAUGGAGAGGCGGAGAGCUUUUGCAGCCCUUGGUCAGGCUUUCAGCCCUCUGUUUCUAGUCGCACCUGAACAGAUCAUGCCUUGGCUACACGAGUACCACAACCACUGUGAAGAGAUUCUCGGAGACAUCAAAAUGAUUACUUCCCAGUCUCUUGUGACAGGCUGUGAGAACAUCAAACCUAAAGCCAAAUGGUUUGUCAGUUCUCUGUUAGAGAACUACGACUUGGCUGAGUUUCAGACUUGUGAAGUCCAGCACUGUAAAAAUGCUUUUGCAUGUUCAAUGAUCCACAAAUCUGGCUGGAAAGUAGUCUAUUCUGGUGACACAAUGCCCUGCAUGGCCUUAGUACAAAUGGGGAAAAAUGCCACCCUGCUGAUCCAUGAGGCAACGCUGGAAGAUGGCAUGGAAAAAGAAGCAGUAGAGAAGACACACAGCACAACCUCCCAGGCGAUUCAGACCGGGAUGAAGAUGAAUGCGGAGUUCAUCAUGCUUAAUCACUUCAGUCAGAGAUACGCCAAGAUCCCGCUGUUCAGUGAAGACUUCAGCGAGAAGGUUGGAAUUGCAUUUGAUCACAUGAGGGUACGUUUUGGUGACUUUCCAACCAUCCCAAAGCUGAUCCCGCCUCUGAAGGCUUUGUUUGCAGAUGACAUAGUAGAAAUGGAGGAGCGGAAGGAAAAACGGGAGAUGCGGCUUCUGAAGGAGACUGCUCUAGCCUUGGACAAAUUGGUUGGUGGUGAGAACAAGGAAGUGCCAUGCCCGAAACGGAAACAAGCCAAGAACCAUCAGGAACUACCAAACAAGAAGCUCAAAACAGUAAACUGAAAGAAACAUGGCUGAGAGUGCUCUGCUCUGUAAGAAGGGCCUUGCUCUCUGCAGGCCUCGGGCAUGUGCAGUGCUGCGGGCACCAUGGAAAAAGGGGCUGGCCUCGGCGUCUGGGUUUGCUUGGACAUCAGUGGGUCUCUGUAGGCUGAAGCUACCACGCUGUUAGCAGCACCAGUCCUUGUGGUGACAGUACCUGCCAUACAGUUCCCGUUCCUGGGUCUCACCAGCCCACAUGUCAUUUUUCUUUUAGCCAAAAGUUCUUCUCUCUGAACUGUUUUAAUUUUGGGUUUUAUGCUAGAAGCUAUUGAUAGUGUAACAGCAGCAACUGUGACCUUUGCAAGAGAUCAAGUUCGAGAAGCCCUUGAGGGGCCGUGGAUUCGCCAGAGUAAGGCGGGCAGGUCUCUGGGUUAUGAGGAAUUUAACUGGGUAUCAGAACCCGGCUCAUAGGAGGAAAUUUCACAAUAAAAUGGGACCCAAUUUAUUUUUAGGUUAAUUUAGGGGUGUGAAUGCUGCUGUGUUCCCAUUUUAUUUUGGUUUUCUCAGCUGAUUUUUUUUUUUUCAUAAGAUGGGUUUUCCAAAACCUUUAUUUAGAAUCUGAAUAAACCACUGAACAUUGUA